This is a messenger RNA of Hyalella azteca, 2135 nucleotides long. Its product is annotated as zinc finger protein 64-like. The transcript is spliced from 2 exons. Bases 276 to 1106 code for a protein of 276 amino acids. Lineage: Eukaryota; Metazoa; Arthropoda; Malacostraca; Amphipoda; Hyalellidae. Gene Ontology annotation, cellular component: nucleus. The record is from RefSeq and is a predicted model, not a curated record. Gene Ontology annotation, biological process: regulation of transcription by RNA polymerase II. Gene Ontology annotation, molecular function: DNA-binding transcription factor activity, RNA polymerase II-specific; RNA polymerase II transcription regulatory region sequence-specific DNA binding.
AAACAUUAUUUUCUGUUAUCUUGAAGCCUUCAUUGGUCGUCGUUUGUUUAUUUGGGCUUCGCAAAUUCAGGCAAUAAAUCUAAAUUUUUCGACUACGACUAUGCAAACGAGCUCGAUGAUAUUUUUAAAGUUUAUUCUAAGUCUAAGCAACGAGUUUAUAUUUUCCAUGCACUGUUUGGGGAAAUACUUGACUUUGAAAUAAUCAAUAUAAUUUCAUAUAUGCCAGAUCAAUCAUAUCACGUCCUUUCAACGAUUGCGAAGUAAGGCAGAAUCUGAUGGAAGACAAAUCUGAUGCCCCAUUUCUGACGGCGUGGUGCGAUGAACCGAGCACCUAUCGAGGGACAGCUGAAGCUGCCCUGCCAGAGCUGGAGCACGGCAGCGGAGAGUUAUCAACAUCUGAAGGAGCUCCAGAUGAAGCUGGUGAGAGAGAUGGUGUUUCUGGAUCGUCUAGCCCCAAGCCACGCACCGAAUAUAUUACUGAAUCUUUUGACCUGCAGCAGCGCCACUUCUAUGAGCAUUCAUAUUCAUCAGUGAAUCAAACCACACAUUCUGGCCGUGAGCAAUGCAGCAGUGCUGAAUAUCAGAUUCAGCCAAGUAACAGUGGUGAACAGUCGCGAGAAAAGGUAGACAAUCGCAGAUCAGGAAGUUUUUGUGCGAGAACGGAAGAAUUGAAAACUAACGUUUCUCCUGAACAUAUCAAAAAGGAGAAAUUAGAGUGCGCGCAGUGUGAAUAUUCAUGUGUCGGUGAACAACAGUUGAAUCUACACGUUAUACGUAAGCAUUCAGCAGAGAGACCGUAUCGCUGCAUGGAAUGUGAAUAUUCAAGUGUCUCAAAAUCAAACGUGAAGAUUCACGUUCUCCAUAAACAUUCGGUGGAGAAACCUAUCAAGUGUUUGAUGUGUGAAUACAGUUGUGUCAUAAGAAGCAAUAUGAAAAGGCAUAUUCUUUACAUUCAUUCAUCUGAGAGACCUCUUCAGUGCGCCGAGUGCAAUUAUUCUUGUGUUGUCAAAGAACGGCUAGAGAAACAUGUUCUUUCCAAACAUAAAAAAUAUACUUUUUUCGUUGUUCGCUGUGCGAUAAAUCAUAUCUAUCUAAACUUCGUCUAAUUCGUCACGUUGCUGAUAAGCAUCCGGCGGAGGAACCUCUUGCAAGCCCGCAAGUAUAAACGUGCUUCUGUCAAUAAUUCUCUUUUAACUUUAACGUUUUCAUAGCGAUCAUCCAUCAUUCGAAACUCGUUAUUGCGACCUCAGUAACAUAAUUUACUGUUGCGACUUCAGUAACAUAAUUUAUUAUUUACUAUAUAUCACUUAUUGACUUACAUCUGUUGUCGAUGGCGUGUAUCAUUAAAGUCCAAGGCAAGGAAUGCUCAAGUCGCUAUAGACCAACAUGUUUCAGCAGAAAAUAAAAUCAAAAACAAGGUUCCAAUGUCACUAAUAAAUCAAUUCUUUUUGACAAUUCAUUGAAAUUUCUGACAAAUUACUUUUUAAAGUCUUUUUAAUCCGUCUUAUAUAGGGGAAUAUACUUACUACGAAAAUCUUACUGAACUAGUUUGGAAAAAUAAUCAUCUAUUCGCAAAUAUCUCUGCCGAUUUACACCUAAGUUGGGAAAAACAAAUAAAUUGAUGCAUAUAUAUGGGAUCUUUCCCACCGGCACCGUCGUUUCACCUCUAAAUGUUUAUCAUUGCAUUUUUAGCCAAAUUUCCAUCAACUUGCUGUCAGCGUAUUGCCUACAUGUUUUGAUUUAAAAUUUGCACAAUUCGCGAUUAUUUCCAGAGAAAAGUUGUUGUCUUUAUACCAUUAUAUGAUCUGACUGAGCAUUCUAUAUAUUCUAUAUUUAAUCUAGUAUAUAUUAACUUCAAUGAAACUGCAACGUGUAUCCAUAAUACACAUAUUUAGUGUGCAAAAAAUAUUUCCGAGCCUACGCAUUUAUUUUUAUCUCUCGUUAGCAGGGAAUUUCCAGUCAAGCUACUACAGACGCUGUCUGUAGAAUAAUAAAUUUAAUUUAAAGAACAGAAAAUUUAUAAUUAUUUUUUAAAACUUAAUGGGCAGUAAAAAACUACAAUUUGCACAGUUUUUCCAGAGUGUAAAAUUCAUAAAUGACUUGAAGACAGAAAGCUGAACAGGUUUCUGGUUCAA